UUGCCGCUUUUGACGGUCUCAGUGACGGUGGUGGUGGUGGGCCUGGGGAUGCACCUCAGAUGGCGGUGGGUCGUGGCGGCCAUCCUGCACAGCACACACAUUUAAACGUGUCAGUCAGUGGACGUGCAAUCAAACAGUCAUGCAGUGCAGCAGAGAUGGAAACUGCUGAUUGAUUGGUAUCUAUGUACCUCUUGGCUAUGUGUCCGAUGUAGGCCGACGCGAUUUUGAUCUGGUGGAACGGAUGUGGGCGACCCUGCUUGGCCGCUCGAAUGUCUUGUGCGUGACGCUGGCCAUGUGCUGGGCCAGUCGGGCCUACGAGCAUACAGACAGACAGACAGACAGCCGGUGUGUGCAAGAGAGCGGCCGGCGUCCGUGAGUUGGUCACUUAUUAUGUACCAGAUCGCCCAGAGAGGCCUGACGGGGGCUCUUGAAGACGAACGAGUCACUCAAGUCGCACAUGGCGGCCAUCCUCUCGUAUGCAAUCUGAGCCAGGAACAAACCCAACCAAAUCAACCAAACCACAUGUGUGUGUGCAGUGAGUGCAUAUGGCCAUCGGAUCGGUUGUCAAGCUCUUGUCUGUCUGCUCCUUCCUUGCAAGCAAGGCAAUUCCGCCCACCCAUCUGCCGUCGGGGCCCAUGGUGGACAAGUUGAAGUGGUGGGAGUGACUGUUGUAGUGCGGCCCCCAUGGGAAAUCAGCAAACACCUACACACACAGACAUACAGACAGACAGACAGACAGACACGGACACACGUAAGAUGGUCGACCAUGAUGUGUGUGUGGCGGGGACAGAUGCACAGAGGCAGGCAGCUUGCUGUGCUGUGCUGUGUGGGCUUGGCUUACCGCAUCGAACUUGGCGUUCGGGGGUCGAAGCAUCCCCCAUAUCAGCAGGUGCUUGUCGAUGCGGUCGGUCGGUGACCUCCUCAAAGGGCUCCUCGCACAGCAUCACCUGCCCCUCACUCAUACCUGGUUGUAUGUAUCGUAUUAGCAAAGGAGGGAGGGAGGCGAGACACACACACCCAAACAAACAAACAAAACACACACGCACAAGAAUAAGAAAGAAAGAGAAAGUUCGCCGAGUUGGUUGGUGUGGCGUCCUCCUGCCUGCCCACCGUACCGUAUGCCUUGUAGAGGUUGGCCUCAGCGAUGGCAUAGUGGACCGGGUUGACCUCGCAGCCAUAGACCUCCAGGCCCUGCCGGGCUAACGCUACCGAGUUGCCCGUUGCACAACACAUCACAACACAACAGACACACGCACACACGUAGUAGUGUGGUGGAUGGGGUAAAUCAAGUGCUCUGAGGGUGUGGGCGUCUCGUCUGCUAUCCCUCCUUACCGGCACCGACGCACGGCUCGAAGAUCAGGCCCUCCGGGUACACCUUGGCGACGGCCUGUGCGGUCAGGUUGGCGAUGGCCUCCUCCGUGACGCUAUACCUGAAUUAAUCAAUCAUCCAUCGACAAACACCCACACCAAUGCCACCCACCAUACAUAUGAGUGUGUCGGUCAGCGCACACAUGCAGCUCACUCACUCACAUGAGCUCCUUUUGGUUUGAGAUGUUGCUCAUGGCCGUCGGGUUGUGGAAGAGGGCUGCGUCGUCGACCACCUUGACGGUCAGGAUUACCUCGACCUUCAGGCGGUCGACGGCCCGCGACAUCGGCCGCACUGGCGAGGCGGUCGUCGCUCGGUCGACCGGCGCGUCCCCAGGCGGCUGUGUGGCGGCAACCUGCACAAGUAGUUACAUACAGCCACCACGAUACAAACCAAUUUGUCUUCCAUGUCGUCUGUGCCCCUCACCCACCUGAUCCGAUUCGCGCCCCUUGCCCGUCUCGUUGUGGCCGUCAGGCCCGAUAUGGUCGUGCUGCCUCACUGGCCUGUGCUCGCCAUGAUCGUCGGCCGCAACCCCCACACCCACACCCACUCCAGCGCCCCCCCCGGCCGUCCUCGCCCUCCUGUGGUGUGGGCGGGGUGUCGAUGACCACCUCCAGGCACUCCACACCGGCACCCGCAGAGACGCUACGCUCGUCAGCAGACCUACUGCACACAGACACACGCACGGUGCGCUUGUUUCUCCCUCCCUCCCUCCCUCCCUCAUCGUGUGUGUCUGUGGGUAUUCAUUGUACCUUUCUGUCGUCUGGUUGGCCCAUUCGCCCUCGUACUUGGCCACCCCACCGCCCCUGCCCCCGACCCACUCACCGACGUACACACCCUCGCACCCCUGGCCGUCGCCGGCAGCCUGGAGCACAACACACGCAGCAGAGAGCCGCCGCCACCGACGCACGCCCCGGCGAGUGAGAUGGUCCUCGCCGUGGCAGCUGGGGCUGGGCAGGGCAACGCAUGGCUCGCUGCCGGCGGGUGUGUGUGUGUGGGGCAUGCCGGCGUCUGGUGCGGGUGGGGUGCGCGGCGGGUCGGCUUUGUGGGGUGGCACCAGCAGCGUGGCAUCGACCUGCAGGACGCGCUGGGUCUCCUGUGGUGGCACCAGGAAGAGAACCAGCUCGUCCAUCCAGGACAGGUAGGUCGGCCUGACAUACACAACGUCACCCUCCUGCUGCGACGCGACAACAAACAGUACAUAGCACGAUCAACACAUUCGCUCCUCAGUCGGACCGUAUCAAGCGUGUGCGCAUCGGCGGGGGCUUGCAGCUGCCGACGGCCCGCUAUCUGUUGCCACAUCCACCUGACCACACACACAGACAGACACACACGCCAUCCGGGCAACAUCUGUCUGUCAUGACUGUGCGGUGCGUCACAUCAAUGUGAGCAUUAAGGCUGUUCUCUGUUGCACCUCAACGUAUCCAUGGCUGGCUGCCGCUCAAGGCCUUCCUUCGAGGACACGGACAGAUGCUGCCUGGCAGCUGGAGACCUGUCUGCCGGCGUCGGUUCUUUCUCCGGCAGCCUGCAGCACAACACACACAGCAGAGAGCCGCCGUCAUCGGCACGCCAUCAUGCCAUCAUAGCUCAAUGCAGAGCUGCAUGAGCGUCGACGGCAUUACGGCAGAGGGACCUCUUUUCCCUCACUGCUGUGGGCUGCCCGUCCUCACACUCAUACCUUAUGGCCGCUUGCGAUUCGAACUUCUCGGACGCGUCGAAACCUCUCGAGUUCGGCCGAUUACGGCCGGCCCUCUUCGCAAGAAUAUCACAGCAAGGAAGAGAGCGGAUGCAGAGAGCUCAC
This is a messenger RNA of Vitrella brassicaformis, 3167 nucleotides long. NCBI's taxonomy places the organism in Eukaryota, Vitrellaceae. The record is from the annotation of a GenBank genome assembly.